This is a messenger RNA of Pygocentrus nattereri (red-bellied piranha), 1008 nucleotides long. RefSeq names its product transmembrane protein 41ab (gene tmem41ab). The record is from RefSeq and is a predicted model, not a curated record. Lineage: Eukaryota; Metazoa; Chordata; Actinopteri; Characiformes; Serrasalmidae. The transcript is spliced from 5 exons. Bases 43 to 870 code for a protein of 275 amino acids.
GCUGAGCUCGCGGCUCUCUGCAGGGGGCUGUAGCCGGGGACCAUGCGCUCUGUGUGGGGUUUAGUGGCCGUGGUGGCCGCCGCCACUUUCUACCUCUACCUGCUGUCCGCCUUUCUGCCGGCCGCUCCGCCUCGAGCCCUGCAGCCCGGAGCAGAGGGACAGGAGCGCGAGGAGCUCGAGGAGCGCAGGUUGCAUUUCCCGUCUGAUCUGGAUGAGCUGCGGGAGCUGGCCGAGCUGUUGAAGUUCUAUAAACGGCAGCACACAGCCUAUGUGUUGCUGCUGUACUGCAGUGCCUACCUCUACAAGCAGUCCUUCGCCAUUCCCGGCUCCUCCUUCCUGAACAUGCUGGCGGGGGCGCUGUUUGGGCCGUGGCACGGACUGUUCAUCGCCUGCGUCCUCACCACGGUGGGCUCCACAAACUGCUACCUCCUGUCCCGCACAUUUGGCAAACGCCACAUCAUACGCCUCUUCCCCGAGAAGGUGGCCAUGUUACAGAAGAAGGCAGAAGAUAACAGAAGUAGUUUGUUCUUCUUCCUGCUUUUCCUGAGGUUCUUCCCAAUGACACCCAACUGGUUCCUGAACAUAACUUCUCCGAUUCUCAAUAUUCCCAUCCCCAUAUUCUUCUUUUCCGUCCUCAUUGGACUGAUCCCCUACAACUUCAUCUGUGUGAGGACCGGGGCCAUCCUGUCCGAGAUUACGUCUCUGGACGAUAUUUUCUCCUGGGGCACUCUCCUGCAGCUGCUGCUGAUAGCGUGUGCAGCCUUACUGCCUGGCACUCUGAUUCGCCACUACAGCAAGACCCACCUCAAAUUGGAUGGCCUGGAGGUCAACGGCCACCGCAAUGACCUGAACGAUCGCAAGAGCAGAUGAUCUGGACCCUCAGGCACCACUGAGCGGAGUAGGGGUUACAAGCGCUGGUCCUGAUGGGCCACACUGUUUACCAGAAGCACUUUGUGCUGUUUUCACAUCACAGUUUCCCUCUUUCCCCAAAUGUAGUAGAUUAGCCAA